UUAUGUUUAACGUUGUUAUUGUUAAUGUUGUUAACUUGUUAUGUUUGAAUUGUUUGGAACUUCGGUUUGGAUAAGUAACUAUUACUAUUAGCAUUGACUAUAUAUUAGCCCAUUCAUUUUAUGAGUUUUGACACUCAAGUCAAAAUGAGUUAACUAUUCAUCAUUAUUAUGUAAGCAAGCAACAGCAGAUAUCGCUCUCUGACAGAUAAGUGAACGGAUGUGUGAUGCGUAACAACAACAGCUAACUUUAAAUGUGGAAUUAACUUAGGCCUAACUUAAAUUGAGAUACAUCGUAUGAAAUGAAUAGUUCGAGGUCAACUAGGUCUUUCCUCUUGCAGCAUGCAAAACCAUCUCGGAUAAACACAUUUACAACUGUGGUGGUUCUGGGUGGGAUCAUCAUUGCGUUUCUGUUUGCCUACGCUGCAUUUGGAAAAGAUCCUGAGGGUAGGACGACACUUAGUCAUGUCAGCAUUAUAUUUCGCCAUGGAGAAAAGAAUCCGACAUCCUCUUACGCAAACGAUCCGUACAAGGAGUCAUUAUUUUGGCCAGAAGGAUGGGGCCAGCUGACCAAUCGUGGCAAGCGCCAGAUGUACCAGGUGGGGGAGUGGCUACGUAGACGCUACGGCAAUGCUCUGCCUCGCUACUCUCCACAGACUGUGCGAGUGGACAGCAGUGAUCACGACAGGUGUCACCAGAGUGCAGCUGUGUUGUUGGCAGCAUUGUUCCCUCCCUCUGCAGACCAGGUGUGGAACGAUCAGCUGUUGUGGCAGCCGAUACCCAUCCACUCCAGCCCUCUCAGUAUGGACAAAUUAAUCACAGUGAAGGCAAAAUGUCCCUUGUAUGAUAGGGAAAAACACAAAAGCGACAGUGAACUGUCUGCAAAGUACGACAAACAGAAUUCCGAACUGUACAAGUAUCUGACGGACAAAGCUGGCCAGAACAUUAGUUCUUUGCUGGAUGUUGAGUCACUAUUUAACAUACUUGAAAUUGAGAAGGAGACUGGUAAGCAGCUACCUGAAUGGACUGAGUCGGUGUAUCCGGAUAAGAUGAAAGACAUAGCUGCUCUUGUACUGGCAAGCUUCACUCACACUCCUCUCAUGAAGAGAAUCAAAGGAGGGCCUCUGAUUGGUGCAGUAGCAGGAAACAUGAAUGCAGUGUUUAACGGCACCAGCAAGCGCAAGGUCUCUCUGUACGCAGCACACGAUCUGACCAUUGUCAGUGUUCGGAGAGCACUGGGCUUUAAUGACAUUGCAUUUAAGCCUGGCUUGGGAGCCGCACUCAUCGUGGAACUUGAAGUGGUCAACAAUGUGCCUUUAGUUGAAGUGCACUACGCGCAGAGCUAUGCAGAUACUGAUUUGGAAAGGUGGGAACUGCCUGGUUGUCCUUCCCCAUGUAGUCUGAGCGCCUUUACCGAAGCUAUGUCUUCCGUCAUUCCCCAAGACUGGGAUUCUGAGUGCAACUUAGACCAGGCAUCAUCGUAGAACUACAAAGCAGCAACAAAGAACUACCAAGUAGAAUUGUAGUCUGUAGAAAUAAUUUUACCAGAACAUAGUUUGUUCCUUUUCAACUAUCUAUCUUGAAAGAAUCAAAAUCUAAACAGAUCAAAAUGGUCUGUUUGUUUACAUUUAGUAACAACAGUAGCAGUCUACAGUUGUACAAAACUCUCAUAUAAUUAUUAAUUCACAAAAAGCCAAACUUCUGUACAACUGAUCCAACACUAUAUGUAUGGUUUCCCAGUCAAAAUGAAAACAACAAUUAAAAUCCACUUUUAAGCCGUAAAACUGUUUAGAUAAUUGAUCAUCAAAGCUAUUGUUGAUCCUUAACUGCUUUGUAGUCAAAGACCUAUUUAGGGAGAUGAUAAAUCAAAAACCAAAUAUAACUACUACAACAGCAAGGGUCGGAGUUUUGUUCAGUUUAACAAUAUUACAGCUGUAUUAUAGUUUCAGUUUAUUUUGUGGACAUGUCAUUUAACUGCAAGUCAAUUCUCAGAUCUAGAAGAUUGAGUUUUUACUAAAUUAUAUUGAUUUAUUUCAUCCCUCUGUAGAAAGUUUAUGAAUCAGUUGUUACAAAUUAAUGUGUAAGUGUUGGAAGAAAAGGAAAAGGAGUGAUGAAGGAGGGGGUAAUGUUUAAUUUUAUACCUACCCAUUUUUUAAUCUAAAUGCUUAAUUCAGUUCACUGCAUGACUCAUUUAAAUUUCUUGCACCUUGCAAUUAUAAACAAAUGUAUACUAUGUAAUGUGAUAAAUUUAGAUUUAUGUAUACAAAUAUUGCAUUUAAUCUUAUUAUAGUAUUGUCUUUAAAUUAUUUUAUUGUUAAUUUAGCUCAAGUUUCUUUUUUGAUGCUAUAUACGAUUUGUUAGUUGAGCAUAAAAUAAAUAAGAAAUGUUAUAACUAUAUUCCGAUGCCAUUUAGCUUUAGAAAUAACUAUGCGUUUCCUAUAAGUAAUCCGUCCGUGAGUUAAAAAACUUAUUUCAGUGAGUCGUUAGUACUGUACGACAAUAUGUUUCAUCACUGAACCGUUUCAAGUAUAUCUGUGCCACUUUUAUUUAAUGCACAUUUUUCAGUGAUCAAAUAUGUAGCCAAAGUGCAAUACAAAUUUAUCGUUUACUAGGUACUGGUAUUGGGUUUUUUGCAAAAGAGAAUUUAGUAUCAAGAUUAAACAUCACAAAUCUUUGCAAAACUACGUCAAAUUAUUUUAGUAAUUUUCUGAAGACCUGGGGUCAGUUAGGCCUAAAUAGACUAGAUAAGAAAAUCACAACGAUUCUGAAAAGAGAAAACCUUGAGUUAGAAAAGAAUUUAGAUUUCGUAACAAUUCGUAAAAAGUGUUAAAACAUCAUCAGUACCUAAUUUGUUUGAAAAAAGUAUACGAAAAAAAAGCCAGCCUGUGAUUUUGUUGUUAAAAAUAAUAUAGUUCAAAGUGGAACAAAUUAAGGAGUUGUAACAGAGAUUUAGUUGUUUUGUUAUCAAAUUAAACAUAACAGGUAGGUAACAUUUCUGUAAUUCUUUUUUGGAAUUUUUGUAUUGUAAAAUAUAUAUAGAAAUCUCUUGUUGUAUUUAGUUUAUAGCUUUGUUAAUGAUUUAAAGGUUUGUUUUAAAACAUCGCCAUUUGUAAUUUGGCACUGCCUAAAGUACAUAGAAUUCAUAAUUAAUUCUUACAAAACAUGAAGUUAUCUUGGACCAAAGAGAAUUAAGUAAUUUGAAUUACGUCAACAAUAUCCUAUGUAUUAAAACAAAUGUUUAAUUUGAUAAGUUGAAUACAUGUUGUGUACUAGUUAUAAAUUAGAUAUAUAUUUUUAAUAUGUAUAUUUAUUGUUACAAAAUAUAC
Messenger RNA from Macrosteles quadrilineatus (aster leafhopper), 3323 nucleotides. RefSeq names its product prostatic acid phosphatase-like. Lineage: Eukaryota; Metazoa; Arthropoda; Insecta; Hemiptera; Cicadellidae. Gene Ontology annotation, molecular function: phosphatase activity. The coding region runs from base 300 to 1481 and encodes 393 amino acids. The transcript is spliced from 8 exons. The record is from RefSeq and is a predicted model, not a curated record. Gene Ontology annotation, biological process: dephosphorylation.